Messenger RNA from Siniperca chuatsi (mandarin fish), 5318 nucleotides. RefSeq names its product twist-related protein 2-like. NCBI's taxonomy places the organism in Eukaryota, Metazoa, Chordata, Actinopteri, Centrarchiformes, Sinipercidae. The record is from RefSeq and is a predicted model, not a curated record. The transcript is spliced from 4 exons. Gene Ontology annotation, biological process: developmental process; regulation of transcription by RNA polymerase II. Bases 1883 to 2521 code for a protein of 212 amino acids. Gene Ontology annotation, molecular function: protein dimerization activity; RNA polymerase II transcription regulatory region sequence-specific DNA binding; DNA-binding transcription factor activity, RNA polymerase II-specific.
AAGUGCUAAGGGUAAAAUCUCUUUAAGCACCCUAGUUGGGAUGGAACUUGUUAUGAACUCCUAAAACUGCUUGAUAACAAGCAAAUCAUUUAAAGCAGCUGUGUUGGAGCAGGGAGAGAUCUAAAACACGCAGGACAUUCUCCAGGAGAGGUUUGGGAAACGCUGCCAUAGAAAAUGAAUGUGGUCGAACUUCACUUUGCAUCAGCUGGUUCUGAAGGCAUAUCACAUUCACUUGGCCCUGAAAAAGGAUGUGAUGUCACUUUUCUGAUGCGGGUAAUAAAUUAACAUUGAUCAGCGCGAUCACAUACUGUUAACAGUUUUAGAGAGAGAUGCUACAAUUAAUAGUCUGGUAGUGUGAUAAUGUACUAAAUAUUGUAAUAAAACACUCUAGAAUAAUAACUUUUUCCAAACACAACUCAUCACUGUAUCUAUUGGGGAGCACAUCAGCUCGGUCAAAGUUAAACUCAGACUCGCAAAUCCGCCGGAGCCAGCUGGAGAUCGCAGCGAAAAGCACACUUAAAUUUGCCCGUCGUUCGGGCCUCAAUGGAAAUGAAUGUGAAACAGGGUGAACAUGUAAAUGUAAAUGCCUUUACCUGAAGAAAAACAGUCCGAGUCCGAGUCCUCACUGCUGGAAUGAAUUAAUGUAAAGCAUGUUUAUUCAACUACAUUUAUUGUUUUUAGAAUUAGUUUAUGGUAUCAUCCGUUCAUUUAAUUAUUCCAUUCAAUCGGGCAAAUUAAAAACGAAAAAACUAAUCAAUAUUUCGUUUUUCUGUAUGCACCAAAAAUUUAAAACAGAUGUUUGUUUUCCUGUUUUCAGCUCAAAACUACUACUAGCUGGCAAGAAACAUUGUCAAUGCAAGACUGUUACUUGUCACAGAGUAUUUUUUACAUUGUGGUUCUUGCUAGUUUUACUCUGAAUAGCUACUUCCUCCAAAACUGCCCGUGCCUGUACAUGCAAGAGAGGCUGUCAGAAUAUAAAAACAACCGGCAAAAGGAGCCAUACCUCCAAACUCAGUCAACAAGGGUAAUUUUAACCAUCUGCAAGUCAUCAGCCUACAUAACACCAGUGGUGAAAACCCCAGCCGCUCCCUCCUGCCCUCCUAUAACCCCGUUCCCGUCAGUUUCACCACCUGACCUGCUCCACCAGGGGCAGCUCUGGGCACCGGCCAUGUAGGCGGUCGCCUAGAGCGCCACCUUCUGGUGGGCGCUGGUCGCUGGCGGAAAAAGGAAAGGUGUUAAAUCAGCGGCUGCUGCAGAGAAGAAGCUGCUAGAUUGAGCAGCACUUUGCAUAAAUUGGAGAUAUUUACAGAUGGUUCAAAAGACCCUGAGACUGGACGUACAGGAGCUGCAGUUUUCAUACUACAAUGUGAGAAUUUCAAGGACCAGGGAUUCAAAGAUGGGAAGAAGGAAAAAAAGGAGUUGAAGACAAACUUGUGCUGUCAUCUGUGAGCUUCUUCACAAACAUCUGAUACUGCUACAGGAGCAGGACAUGAGAACAGUCCGGGUUGCCGAUGCAGUGUAUGCUCACAGAGACUGGGAAGAGAUCAUUGACAGGUUUCCACAUUUGUGGAUGAAGAAGCACUGUGGCAAUCUAAAACUGAGUGCUAAUUACGCACUAAUUUUGGCUUGGCAUGUUUGGAUAUGACAAAGUGUAAAGCUGUUGGAGAAGAAGAACAACACAGCAGAAGGCCAGAGAAACACACAAAGUAACAGAGGAGUUCCAGAAGACGAACUGAAGAGAGGAAAACUGUGUGAAAGAAGCAGAGGAGGGAGUGGAGAGACACAUACUGAAGGAAAGAGAGAAGCACUAGAGAUAUUCAGAGACGGAUUGAAGGAUAGUCACAUAAAGGAGAGAGAAGAAAGAAGAAGAACGUGGCCAAGCAUGAGAGAGGAGGAACAGUCUAAUGAUGACCAUCCUGAGGGACGGGUGGUUUCCAGCGAGGAAAACACGGGAAGACCACCUUCUAAUGCCUGUCCUGUCGUCGUAGCAACACCGGGGGUCACCGGGCGUAAACGGCCGAUGGGCACACAUCACGUUACCACAGUUACUCCCACCACACCAGCAGACGAAGGCAAGGUCAAGCCAAGGGACGACAUCCAGAUCUACACCCUGACUGGAUCCAAAAGACUCAAGAGGAGCCCUCAACAUCGACCUCCUUCCUCAGACCCGUCCCUUUCUCCUGUCCCCGGUCCUAGUCCCGGAGGUCUCUCAGCCCUUGAGGACCCACACGGCCAGAGGGUGAUUGCCAACAUACGGGAGCGCCAGCGUACGCAAUCUUUGAAUGAAGCCUUCGCCUCAUUGCGUAAGAUAAUCCCAACACUCCCCUCUGACAAACUGAGCAAGAUUCAGACCCUUAAGUUGGCAUCACGCUACAUUGACUUUCUGUACCAGGUUCUGCAGAGCGACGAGAUGGACACUAAGCUGGCUGGAUGUAACUACCUGGCCCACGAGAGACUGAGCUACGCCUUCUCUGUCUGGAGGAUGGAGGGGGCCUGGUCGACCAUGUCUGCUGGUCACUAGCCCUGCCUGAAAGCAAGAUUUGUCUUUUGACUGUUGCCCUAAAACAUAUGAUGAAUUUCUCAAUACAGGGAAAUAUUCUUACUUGACACAGAGGGCUGAGGAGAUAUCUGUGAAUGAACUGUGUCUGCUCACCAGUGGACUCACUAUUUAAGACCUCAUCAUAGAUCAUCUGUUUGCCUCAGUGAUGAUGGAAAGACUAUCUGACACUUGAUGAGAAGAGAUUCUCAUAGUUUUAUGUGAUCAUUUGGAGCUGACUUUUAAGCCACUACCCCUUCAUGAAAAUUGUAGUUUUCAUUGUUGUCAAGCUUCAUAUCAGAUGUGACUAUGGAUUCUUGUAAUUCUAUUGUUUUCUCUUGCCAAAAGCAGCUAUUACUCCUCAUGUGUGCCAGUGGUAGCAUGCAAGAAAUGUUUCACAACCAGAACUUUGUGCUCAGUGUAUGAUUCCUAGACAUUUGUACUCUGUCUACAUAGAUGACAAUGGAUGACAGGACAGCUGAGAGACAAAAACAGCCAGACAUCAUUCAACAUUCAUUCAAUUCAACAACCUGAUGGUUAAAGACGCGUUGUCCAAAAUGUUGCCUCCACAUGACAGCACGGCUCAUUCUGCUGGACAUCUCGGCUUUCUCCGGUUCUGGAGCUUCACCUCUGGUUUUAUCUUCAUCAUCACCCUUGAUUUUAUCACCAUAACUGCUAUCAGUAUCAUCAUCAUCAUCAUCAUUACUAUCGUCAUCAUCAUAGGUAUGCAUACUUUGAGCCACAUUUUAACUUUAUUUCAUAUUUUUAUUUAACUUUAUUUCUGCCUUGGGCUAGCAAGUGUAUAGUAUGAGUUUUGCAUUAUAUAUAAAGAGCAACAACUAGAGAAUGCAGGAGCGGGAUUAGAAGAAAAUCAGAACUGGAAAGACAAAAUUGGACGUUUCAAGACGUGGGACCUUUGACUUUUCCGUACCCUUUCAACUCCUACUUUUCCAAGACUCUUUAUUAUGAAUCCCUGACCACCUCUGAACUAAAGUGACGGUGGAAAAAGUAGCCGAGGGCAGCCGUCGUCCUGACUUAAGUUUCUCCUCUUUAUACUCAAAACCAAGUCCCUUUGUUUCUUCUAGUGCCAAAAAAACUCUCCUCUUGAAAUUCUUUCCUCUCAUUCUGGCCCAAAUUUGCUUGCGUUGCACGAAACCGUGAUGCAGGAGGCGUAAUGAAAACAAACGGUCUCUAAAAGCCAUGAAUCAUGUGUUUCACCAUCAAAGGGGAGGCUGAUGUGGCUCCCCGCUGGGCUUCCAUAAACCGCUGGAAGUGAUGGAGGAGGUGAGAGCUGAUUUAUACACACACAAAUGUGCACACAUGCAUAGGUGUAGCCGUGCGCACGCACACAUGCACAAAAACACACACACACCUCCCCCACGUCUUGAGUUUGGAAAAGAACCUGAGUGCCAUUUUCUUUAAGUCAACAUCCAAAAUUACCAAAUUAUAUACAUGCAACAACAAAACAAAAAGUCAGUUUUUGUAUUGUUAUACCACUAAUUUUGGUCUUACAUGAAAGAGAAGUAAGGCCAAGCAAAUGAACAUCACCUCCAAGGCUUAGCUUUAAUUUCAUACAAACAACCAAACUCCUUAGAGAUGGGAGUUUACAUGCUGUUUGUAUUCGAUACAUAUCCAUUAACCACUUCUUCCCUGCCAAUAUGCAUGAAGCCCAGCAACCUAUCAUUAGAAUGUCCCAGGGAGGUAGCUAAUGUUUCCAGCUCCUAUGAAGACUUAAGAAGUAUUUUACUGAGCCCCACAGUCAGCACAGUGUGGUCUCAGAAGGCUAACCUUCACUGACAUGUCAGAAGACACUUGACAUUUAAAAAGAAUUGAGGUAUGGGCCAAAAGAGAAAAGCCGCCCCUGUGCAUUUUGUGUUUAAAAUUAGAGUGGCUGGCCUUAAAAAUCAGGGAGAGGAAUUUUGAGUGCACAUUAAUUUCAUACAGCAUUUGUCCAAUUACUGACACAGUAUGACAGCUACUUAUUGGUAUCAGAACAGUGAUGAUAUGUGAAAAUUGGCAAAUUUGGCAGUGCCUCAUUGAUGUGCUUGUUAUUUGGGAGCAGUUAUUUGGAAUAACUUUAUUCAUAUGUCCAACAUCCAAUGAUGAAUACAUUAAAAUGUGUCCAAUGUGACCACUACAAACUCUUAAAUAAAUCUAAAUGGUUACCACAGUAACAUGUAUGCCUUUUUGUCUUUCCAGCUGCUGAAUAAAGGGACUGUGAUCUUCCCUGCACAUCCUUGCUCCAUGAUACCAUUUCUGCCAUUCUAAUCAUAUGGACUUUGAUGCGAAUCUCACUUUUGGAGAAAAGGACCAUUAAAGAAUAUUAAAAUGCAUCUUGAUCAGGAUGCAGGCGUGGAAAGAGUACAUUUAUCUGUACCAAAACAUUUAUCUGUAACUAAACCAACAAAGAGCUGUCAUUUUUGAGAAUAUAAUGAUACAGGUCAAAUUGGAGCAGUAUUUCUUUUCAGCUUUUUCAUUUCAUACUACUUUUCCCCUAGAUGUAUUCUAAGGAAACAGUUAGCAAAUUAAAGCAAGACUUCAGUCUCAGACAGUGUGUCUGUCUCCUGUACACCAGUUUACAGAGAGAGAGUGAGGCUUUGUUUUUUUAGGAGCAUUUACUUGAAGUAUAUACGGUAUGGUGCUGUACACAUGAGUAACAAUGAUACAGUAUGACUGAUUAUAAAUAUCACAAGCAGAAAAAUCCCUGGAGAAUUAGAUGUAGUGAUACAUAUACAGCACAUGUAUCAUUAUUUGUCUGACAAAUAAAACUGUCCUCAAACUA